Molecule: messenger RNA, 1913 nt
Organism: Ceratitis capitata (Mediterranean fruit fly)
Lineage: Eukaryota; Metazoa; Arthropoda; Insecta; Diptera; Tephritidae
Exons: 7
Coding region: 222-1754 (510 amino acids)
Cellular component (GO): nucleus
Molecular function (GO): protein binding
Source: RefSeq, a predicted model, not a curated record
ACCCGGCAGCUUAGGAUUAUAUUUGAUAUCAAAGUGACAUCUGUUUGACAUUUGUGAAGAUAUAAACUUAAAUGGCUGCCGCUUAGCAAGGAAAAGAUUAUUUAUAGAAAUUGAAAAUAGUACGAAAAAAGUGGAAAUAAUAAACAAUUGGUUUAUACACAGCGAAUGUGAUUUAAAAGUUUCAAAAAUGUCAAACGCAGCAGCAGGUAGUGUAUAUUAAAAUGUAUUCCUUAUGUACAGCGCAAUGGGUGAAGUUCUUCAAUGCCUCCGGUAUACCAUCACCAGCAGCAGCCAGCUAUGCACAUAUAUUUGUGGAAAAUCGUAUACAAAAUGACAUGUUAAUGGAUCUCAAUAAAGAAUAUUUACGUGAAAUGGGCAUAACACCAAUGGGCGAUAUUAUUGCUAUAUUGAGACAUGCUAAAACUGUCAGUGAUCAAACUGCACGAGAAAAAGUACUCACCAAUUCGGAAAUGUGUGUACCAAUCGCAGCUGUGCCAGCAAAUCCACAUCUAUCACAAGAUCAUCCCACUACAACCACUAAAGUCCGACUAAAGUCGGUACCAGUAAGAUCAAGUACUUCGGGCGGUAGCAGUAGUAGCAGCCGUGUAUUUAUGAAGCCUUUCGAUGAAAAAGAAGGGCCACUACCAAAACAAGCCAGACGCGUUUUACCCGAGCAUGAGGGCAAAUAUAAGAUUAAGCUGCCUUCUGGCAACACAAAACGUAGUAAAGAAAUACUUGCCAAGAAAGAAAAAUUGUAUUCACAACGUGAAGGUACGCAACGUUCACAAGUAUUUGAACGCCUGGCCAAAAACUCUGCUUCCGCAAUCGAUUUGGCUAACGAAGAAUCAGAUGAAGGUGAAAUCAGCAGCGACGGAAACAAUAGUAAAAAUGUGAAAGUUACUACCAUACGUAAUGUACAAAUGAGGGUAACUGGUAUUGAUGGCAGCAGUCAUAAAACUCUUGGUGGGUCAUCAAUAUUCUCACGAUUGGGUGGAAAAACACUGGAAAAUGCUGAUAAUGAUCUAAUCAUAGCCAAGCAAAUUAAGCCAAUAUUGAAGAAUGGACCAAAAACAGUGAAUCACUCUGCAAUUGUUAAAUCAAGGACUAUUGCUUCGAGUGUAACCCCAGUACGUAUACAUCCACAAAAGCAAAAGGUUAUAUUAGUUAAGAAAGUUCCAUUAAAAACUAACGACAGUGACGAUGAUGACGAUGAUUCAAUCAAUAGCGUUAAUGACAUGGAUAUGGAUGAUAUUGUGACCAGUUCCAAUACUGUUAGCAGCAGUGAAAAAAUUGUUAAAUUCGCAUCUACAGCAGAGGUGCGUGAAAUAGCGCCGGAGCCACGUUUUAAGCAAUCGCCCAAAGAAAGAAAUUACAAAUCAAGCGGCGGUGGUGCGUACCAUGGAAAUUCAGCAGGCGGUGUUAAAUCGAGACUGGGCUUAAAUAAUAUCUUACAUACUACGAAAAAAACUUACAACUUGAAGGCCGCUACCAAUAUAAAUUCAAAAUCCCGCAUUAGUCCCGUCAAAGUAAAGUCAUUACGUUUGAAGUCCGAUGAGAUUAUGAUGCGCCAAGAGUUACCGGUACAUCGUAGAUUGGGUGGUGGGAGCAACACUUCAACGUCUGCAAAGUCCAUGUCAGCACUUUCUAAGCGUGUUGGCAAAGUGAAUAUUUCAAAGAAUUCUUCUACAAUACAAAGAAUGCCGAAACAAAAAAACUCUACUUCAGUUUUCGAUCGACUAGGCUUCAGUAGUUAAGCCACUUCCAUUUAUAAUUUGAAAACAUAUAUAAUCUAGAUUUAUUUGAAAUAUUUUCUGCAGUGCGCGGGGAGAGAUUUACUGAGUUUUCAUUGUACUAAUAAAUAAAAAAACAAAAUAAAAAGAAUAAAUCGAAUACUUCAGACGACAUACCGAGUA